GGGCUGCAGCGGACGCGGGGUUUCUGCGGCGGCCAGCCGGAGUUGGAGGAGGCGGCGGGCCGGGGCUCGCGGUGGCGGCGGAGCCAUGCUGCUGGCCUCGGCCGUGGUGGUGUGGGAAUGGCUGAACGAGCACGGGCGGUGGCGGCCCUACAGCCCGGCUGUCAGCCACCACAUCGAGGCGGUGGCCCGCGCCGGGCCGCGGGCGGGCGGCAGCGUGGUGCUGGGCCAGGCCGACAGCCGCCUGGCGCCGUACAUUAUCGACCUGCAGUCCAUGCACCAGUUCCGUCAGGACACCGGCACUAUCCGCCCUGUCCGGCGCAGCUACUAUGACCCGUCGGCGCCAGGCAAGGGAGUCGUGUGGGAGUGGGAGAAUGACAGUGGAUCAUGGACGCCCUAUGACAUGGAUGUGGGCAUCACCAUCCAGCGUGCCUAUGAGAAGCAGCACCCUUGGGUGGACCUGAGUGCCAUUGGCUUCUGCUACAUCAUUGACUUUGCCACCAUGGGCCAGAUAAACCGGCAGACUCAGCGCAAGCGCCGUGUCCGCCGCCGCCUUGAUAUGGUCUACCCGCUGGUCUCAGGCACCCUGCCCAAGUCUCAGUCCUGGCCAACCAGCCCUGGGCCAGCACCAGCCCCUCCGGUCUCUGCCUGUGCCUGUCCCCAGUGCCUCCUGGUCAUGAGUGUGAAAGCCACUGUGUCAGCUGCUGGCCCUGGCACUGCUACCCUGCAGCCCCGCAAAGUCCUCCCUGUCCCACCUGCUGCCUCCAAAGCCCCAGCCCUGGCCCCAGGGGCCAAGGCAUCUGACAGCGCGGCCGUGGCACGUGGCUCGUUGAAACCUCUGGCAGCCCAAGGGGGCUGGCAGCAGGCAGCCAGUACGCCUGCCCUGAGCUUGUCCAGCUCCACUGCCAGCCCCCUUGGCGCGGGCAGUGGGAAGGCAUCCCGUCCUGGCCUCGGCACCCUGAACCGCAACCACCUCCAGCGCCUGGCCAUCGCCCAGUCCCGGGUGCUCAUUGCCUCUGGGGUCCCCACCAUCCCUGUGAAGAACCUUACUGGCUCCAGCCCCGUCAACCCAGCACUGGCAGGGAUCACGGGGAUCCUAAUGAGUGCGGCUGGGCUGCCCGUCUGUCUUACACGGCCUCCCAAGCUGGUGCUGCAUCCCCCACCUGUCAGCAAAAGUGAGAUCGAGUCCAUCCCUGGGAUCUCCCACACAUGCCGCAAGACCACCAAGAAACAAGCCAAGAAGGGUGAGAGACAGAUUGCCACUUAG
Calypte anna (Anna's hummingbird) is the source of this 1264-nucleotide messenger RNA. Its product is annotated as E3 ubiquitin-protein ligase DTX4. NCBI's taxonomy places the organism in Eukaryota, Metazoa, Chordata, Aves, Apodiformes, Trochilidae. Gene Ontology annotation, molecular function: ubiquitin protein ligase activity; zinc ion binding. The record is from RefSeq and is a predicted model, not a curated record. Gene Ontology annotation, biological process: protein ubiquitination; Notch signaling pathway. Gene Ontology annotation, cellular component: nucleoplasm.